CUCCAGUGGCGUCAUACGUCAUAAAUGGAAUGCAUGCCCCGCAAACACCGUGUGAGUGGCGCUGCUUCCGAGGUCUGUUAUAAACUCCAAGUCUUCGCAUCAACCGACACCAUCACGUCACUCAGCCCACCGUCUGUGCCAAGGACCGAUAUCGCUAGACAUGGAAGGUCAUAUUUUUGUGGUGGCGUCGUGCUUGAUUUGCACAGGAUAAAGUGGUCGCCUCCGCCUCAUCCAAGGAGAGGGCAUCGCGCCCAUCGCAUGCGUGAACGUCGACAUGCGAACCCCCAAGAAACUCUAAAGACCCACAUACGCUUGAGCAUUCAAAUAUCUUCAGCAGGGCCAGCGCCAACACGUAGCAUCCCUCAUCGCGUCUGGUCAAAGGCUCCAUGGGGUCUGGCGUCGUCAACAGAGCUGUAAGUGGUGCUUCCAAAGGGAUGUCGGCACGAUGGGCAUGAUUGAACACACAACUGACUCAUUCACGGCCGCCCGUCCAAAGUAGUUGCAAUCGAGCACUUGUGCAUGGCAAGGGCAGCCUCUAGGUCCUUUCACCAUUUGGUCUGUCCAUUUCUCUCGAAUGAAGUCGGUUGUUGUCCUCA
Messenger RNA from Aphanomyces invadans, 596 nucleotides. RefSeq lists its product as hypothetical. Bases 25 to 417 code for a protein of 130 amino acids. The record is from RefSeq and is a predicted model, not a curated record. The transcript has a single exon. Lineage: Eukaryota; Oomycota; Saprolegniomycetes; Saprolegniales; Verrucalvaceae.